Ylistrum balloti is the source of this 1062-nucleotide messenger RNA. RefSeq lists its product as uncharacterized. The transcript is spliced from 3 exons. The record is from RefSeq and is a predicted model, not a curated record. NCBI's taxonomy places the organism in Eukaryota, Metazoa, Mollusca, Bivalvia, Pectinida, Pectinidae. The coding region runs from base 1 to 1062 and encodes 353 amino acids.
AUGGGGGAGAUUUACAGUUGUCAUAGAGAUCUCAUUAAGAGGCUGCACGUGUUAAAUGCUGAUAAGUAUGCUGCGAAGGCUUUACAAGAGCUACCGUUUUGUUCUUCAAGUGAAAUCAGGAACGAAUGGAAUUUUACAUGCAAAGUGCAAUGUCCAGAUCCACAUUUCGCAACUGCUGUCACCAAACUCCAACCCAAGUUUCAAAUUACAUGUGAUACACUUUUGGACACCGAUGAAUCACCGGAAGUGAGUGAAGUUCCCAUGUUUAAUUUCACGGAUCAAUGCUUUAGAGAUGAACUCUAUAAACUAUGUUCAGACGACGAACCUGUACCAAACAUUGUGCAUUAUGUUUUUUUUGGUAUAUAUGAACUUACUUUUUUCCACUUUCUUAGUAUUUGGAGUACCCAUAUCAUACAAAAGCCGUGUGCUAUCCUGAUACAUGGUAACACAUUAGUAUCCGGUCCACUCUGGGACCGUCUCGUAAAAGCUGCAACAAAUCUUAUCCGUGUGAGGAGAGCGCCACCUAGUGACAUAUUUGGGAAUACGAUACAUUUGAUUGAACACAAGGCAGAUGUAGCAAGAUUGGAGGCCGUCCGAGAUUUUGGAGGAAUUUACAUGGAUUCAGACGAAAUAUUACUACGACCUCUUGACCCACUGAGGAAAUAUGAUUUCACAUUGAGCCAUGCGUAUGAUUACAAUCUCAGUAACGGUCUUAUUAUGUCCAGCCGGAAUGCUUCGUUCGUGAAUAUCUGGUAUUCAGAAUAUGGCACGUAUGAUGGAGAAGUAUGGGGGCAUCACUCUACCAUUGUGCCUUUUGAACUCUCGCAAAAACAUCCACACCUUAUUCAUGUCGAGAACAAGACUUUUGUGAAUCCAGAUUUUGAACAUGUUGAUUUGAUAUUCGAGGAAAAUUUUGACUGGAGAAAUAACUAUGCUAUUCAUCUAUUCAUUCGGAAAUAUGAAUUAGAGCACAACUUUACAGAUAUCAGACAUCUAAACACUACGAUGGGUUCCGUGGCUAGACAUGUUUUAUACGGCUGUAAAGAUAUUUGUUCUGAUUAA